This is a messenger RNA of Metopolophium dirhodum (rose-grain aphid), 1393 nucleotides long. Its product is annotated as probable pseudouridine-5'-phosphatase. The coding region runs from base 461 to 1147 and encodes 228 amino acids. The record is from RefSeq and is a predicted model, not a curated record. Gene Ontology annotation, molecular function: phosphatase activity. Lineage: Eukaryota; Metazoa; Arthropoda; Insecta; Hemiptera; Aphididae. The transcript has 4 exons.
GAUUAAUGAUUAUAAUAUUAUGAUAACGAUUAACGGGCCGGGACGAAAAUACGUAAACGAUCAUAUUAUUAUUAUACAGCAGCGCCCCGACGGCCGACACGACGUACCGACCAGACUGUUGCCUGUGGAGAAGGUACUGCCGAGUAUCAGAGUAGCUGUGAUAUAAUAAUAUUGUUGUGGCGUACUGUCUGGCGAAAGUAAAAACGUUGAAACUCCCCGGCGGCGGCGGCGUUGGGCGUGCGAUUCUCGCGAAUAUAAAUAGGACGAACGGAAUAGCAAGCAGCGACACAUCGAAACAAUUUUAAUCACCAACACUGACCAAUCAAUCGGUCUUCGAAGUGCCUGUAAUUUUUUUUUUUCCACACAGAACCUAUUUAGUAUUUAUACCCAUUGUAUUUCAUUUAUUUCUAUCGUUGUCCGUGUGUGUCCGAAGUGCGUCGCCGAAAAUCAAAAUAACAACAUGUCCAAGUAUACGCCCGUGACUCAUGUCAUAUUCGACAUGGACGGUUUGCUUUUAGACACGGAAAAGGUGUACUUGUCAAGCAUUACCGAAGUAUUAAAAAACCACGGCAAGGACUACCCUAACGACUUGAGAGUCCGCGUUAUGGGCACAAUACCAAUCAACACCGCUACAAUCAUAAUAAAAGAACUGGAAAUGGACAUAAAACCAGUCGAUCUUCUUGCCGAAUUCCACGAAAAUCAGAUCGUCAAAAUGGAAAAUGUUCCGUUUUUGCCAGGAGCUGAAAGGUUAAUCGAUCAUCUACACACCAACAAUGUGCCAAUAGCUGUGGCUACAAGUAGUGGAAAAGAUACUUUCAAAGUAAAAACGGCAAACUAUCAACACAUCUUUUCAAAAUUCCAUCACAUUGUACUUGGUAGUGCGGAUUCAGAAGUAAAACAAGGAAAACCAGCUCCAGACAUAUUCCUGGUUUGUGCAUCACGGUUUGACGAUAAACCUCUACCACAAAAUUGUUUGGUAUUUGAGGACGCCCCAAAUGGAGUUACAGGUGCAAGGUCUGCUGGCAUGCAAGCCGUUAUGGUUCCAGAUAAAAUAAUUCCUAUGGAGAAGACUACUCAUGCCACUCAAGUGAUAUCUUCAUUGUUGGACUUCAAGCCUGAAGAUUUUGGACUACCUCCGUUUCCUUGACUGUCAAAUUCUAACUAUCUAUAAUAUUCAUAACAACGGUUUAAUACUAUUAUUAUUUAUUAGUAAACAAAAUAGAAAUAUUUAUAUUUAUUAUUUAAUAUAAUAUUGUGUAUUAUUUUAAAUUGAUUCAAAUUUCAAAUUGCUGACUUGUUUUUAGUGUUUGUAUAAAUCAGCUGUUUGUUAACAAUCUAGUCUUAUCUCUGUAGACUAACUGAUAUUAAUAAAUUAUUUGAUUAUUUAAUAUUA